AUGACCGGCCUGGCUCCGAGAUGUGUGUUAUUACUUUUAUUGGCAAUUGGAGUUACCAUGCAACAUAACCACAGUGGGGAGAUAGACACAUACCAUGUGAGUGUUGGACAUGUCUUUCUGUUGAGCUGCCUCCCUGACCAGACUGAGGUGAUGUGGAGCAGAGGGGAUGGCCCCACUGAGACCCUCCCCACUGACGUGGAGGUCAGAGAUGGGUUGUUGUGGUUCCUUCCUGUGGAGAUGUCUCAUCAUGGAGCCUAUAUAUGUGAGAAAAGAGAUGAAACUGAACUAUUGAAGAGAACGUUUAGAGUCUCGGUGUCCAAUGAAGACUGUCCCGAUCCAAGCGAGGAUGUCGUCAUCACAGAGGGGAUCAGGGGAGGGCUUCCUUGUAAACAGACAGAGCUCUUUGGACUGGGUCUCGUGAGGAGAAUACGAUGGAUGAAGGACUGUAACCUGGAGGAGCUGGAUAAGGAGUUCAUCUCUGCUGAUGGCUUCAUGUGGCUGCCGGCGGUCUCACAGAGGGAUGCUGGGAAAUACACCUGCCUAACAGAUAUUACUAUAGAUGGCAGGAACUACACAACUGCACGCAGCAUCCAGAUGACUGUUAAAAACGGAGCUCCAGAGGUUUUUCCGGAGCUCCAGGUGGUGAAACCUCAAGAGGACGUCUUCAUUGUUCAAGUGGGUAAGCGAGCAGAGUUGCAGUGUUUGGCCUACACAGGCUUCAGUGAGAGUGAAGAGAUUAUCAUGUUCUGGACUAUUGAUGGGGUGUUAACCGACGCCUACAAGGAGCUCAAUGAGUCCUGGAGAUUUAUUCACAACAGAGGGAAAGUGUAUGGUCAGUCCAAUCUGUCCAUCUCCAUAGUUCGGCAUCAGUUCCUGAAUGUCCCCAUUCAUUGCAAUGUCUGGAGCCCAGUAGAAGCAAAGUUUGGUUUGGCCAGGUUGAAAGAAGCCGACCCCUUUGACUUCCACGUGAUCGUCACUCUCUGUGUCACUGCUUCCAUCUUCAUUCUGCUUAUGGCCACCUUUUUCUUCUUUAAAGUCGACCUGGUCCUAGCACACAGGAAACUGACAAGACAUUUUUCUAAACCACAAGUUUCACAUGGAAAGCUUUACGAUGCGUAUGUGAGCGUCGUCCAGUCAAACACUGGCCAACUGACCGAAACGGCAAAGUUUGCCCUUCAGAUCCUGCCUGAAGAGCUUGAGAAGAAACAUGGUUUCAGCCUGUACAUCCAAGGACGAGAUGGUUGCCCUGGAGAAGCUAUUCAUGAUGCCAUCUCUGCUGCCCUGCACCAAUGCCACACUAUGAUAAUCAUCUUGUCCCCUGAUGGCAAAGCAAAGGGAACAAGGUCUUUAUGUGAAACUCAGCUCUUGUAUGAGCAAGAAGUUGGCCUUUAUGAUGCUUUGACGCAAAAUGAUCCUAAAAUCAUUCUGGUGGAAGUUGAUGGUCCACUGGAUUACAGUCAGCUGCCGGAGUCACUGCGUUAUAUUAAAAGAAAACAAGGAGCUUUGAAAUGGAAUAAUGUCUUGGUUGGAACAAAUAAACUCACUACAUUCUACUCAAAAAGAAACUUUUGGAAAAAUCUACAGUAUCACAUGCCUGCGGUGCCUGUAAGAAGACUUCACCCUGUUCCUUAA
Messenger RNA from Nematolebias whitei (Rio pearlfish), 1632 nucleotides. RefSeq names its product interleukin-1 receptor type 1-like. The record is from RefSeq and is a predicted model, not a curated record. The coding region runs from base 1 to 1632 and encodes 543 amino acids. Gene Ontology annotation, biological process: signal transduction. Lineage: Eukaryota; Metazoa; Chordata; Actinopteri; Cyprinodontiformes; Rivulidae. Gene Ontology annotation, molecular function: interleukin-1 receptor activity. The transcript has 11 exons.